AUGAGUCACGUGACAGUCUGGCCUGUAGACGACAGGAGCUCAGGCUCAGUCAGAUGGGUGAGGUGGACUGGUGGCGUGAGCACCUUGAGCUGGGUCUGCAGCGGCACCACGAAGGUGCAGCGGACCAGCCUGCCGAGCCCGCUGCAUUCCUCGCAGUGGCUCAGCCUUCAGCUGCUCACGCAGGAAAAGAAGGGCCUUCCCCCUCCGCUCGGCUGCGGCCGCUGCGCGACCGGGCGCCUGAAGUGGAACACGUGGAACUCGACCGCGUACGUGUCGAGCGUCCCCUUCACGAGUGGGACGGAAGGCUACGCGUGCUUCAAGGUCCCAGCCCUGCUACGCACGGCCAGCGGCGCGCUGCUGGCCCUCUCGGAGGCCCGGGGAGGGGCCUGCGGCGACUUCGACCCCACCGAGCUGGUCUACAAGCGCUCCGUGGACGGUGGGAGCACCUGGGGGCCCCUCGCCCGCCUCGUGGAACCACAGGGCGACGCGUCCAAGCUCGGCGUCUGCGGGCACAGCCUCGUGAUCGGCAACGUGGCCCCGGUGCAGCUGGGCAGCAGCUCCUCGCGCCACCCCGGGCGGAUCCUCGCCCCGCACACGCGGAACAACUUCGAGGUGUGGAUCACCUACAGCGACGACGACGGGCAGACUUGGUCCACAGCCGCCAGGAUUCCCAACGUGACUCUCACGGCGGCAGAGCCCGACUGCUACAGGAACAUGUCGUACUUUGACGUAGCGGGCGUCGACACGCUGCGACUGGACCACCUGGAGAGCUUCACGACGUGGCUGGAACAACUCUGCCAACCUCUGGCGGACCCCUAUCUCAACACCACGUGGACCCAGAAGCUCUCUGGACCAUGGCAGUUUGUUGGCGUUGGCCCACCAGGUGCCUUGCAGCUCAGCGGUGGCCGCGUGCUCGUCCCGGCCUAUCACAGCUACGUGCGUGGCCUUGAUGGAUCGAACGGCACCUUGCCAGUUUCCCAGCUGUAUAACAACUUCGCCCUGGGGCACACGCUGAUAAGCGAUGAUGAUGGGGACACCUGGCGGCUGGGAUGGACAGGCUUGCCGCAUGGAGAUGGGGCUAACGAGAAUCAGCUGGUACAGCUGCCUAACGGGUCGGUGCUCAUGAACGCUCGUUCGCUUUCCACAGGCUCUCCGCAACAGCGAGUGCAAGCGCGCAGCGACGAUGGCGGUGAGACGUUUGGUCCCUCCCGCAUCGUCCCUGAGUUGCCACAGCCGUUCAACGGCUGUCAGGGUUCCUUCGUUGGAGGCGAUGCCAGCGUUGUGUAUGUAGCUGGCCCAGACCCUCCGAAUAGAACCGACGUCCUGCAGAAGGCUCUCGACCACAUGGGCUGCCGUGACAUCCGGAUGACUGGCCGGAGUCACGUCACAGUUUGGAAGAGUACCGACGGCGGGGGCUCAUACCCAGAGAAGCUGCUAAUAGAUUCAGGUCUGUCUGCACAGACUUCUCUGCAGCACCACGGUGGACAGCUCAGCUUGCUGUACGAGCAGGCAGACCCAUCUCCCGAAACUGUCGAGAACGAGAUUCUGCAGGUCAUGAUCAAGGAUCUGAAAGUACUGCUGCCAGAUCGGGUCGUGUACCGUAGCGUGGACAGAAUCAGAGUCGCUCCAGCAUCGACCUCCCAAAUUCAUCUUUCCUUAUUCAUUCCCAGUUCGGAUUGCUCUGUUUGCUUCUUCUCCAUCGAGGCCCAGGUGAGCCAACGAUGCCAACAAUGGUGA
Molecule: messenger RNA, 1737 nt
Organism: Prorocentrum cordatum
Lineage: Eukaryota; Dinophyceae; Prorocentrales; Prorocentraceae
Source: the annotation of a GenBank genome assembly